CCACCCCCAGCUGGCAGGGACCACAGCCCGGGUUGAACCAUUCCCUUGCGGGGUCCCUUUUAAUUCUCCUCGUAAGUGAAGAGACCCUGGUUCGAAUCCCGGCGCGCGGGACCCUGGGCGCGCAGCCUCUCUGCAGAGCCGCCUGGCCCUUCCCCAUCCUCACCCCUCCGGCGCUGAGCCCUGCAGGCCCCGCGCCUAGGCUAGCUUUCCCUCCCGAGUUCGGCUGUCUGGGGUGUGUCCCCCUUUUUCAGAUCCUUAUUGCUGGCUGGAUAGGGUGGCCCUUCCUCUGACCAGGGAAAUUGGGAACAGCGGUGAUGGCCUUUAGGUUCUGGACUCCAAACCCCGUGAUGAGCUCUUGCAGAAUGACAGAAUUCAAAUCAUGAAGUUGUCAGAACUUAAGCAUCUUGCAGUUGGGCCCCGGAUUGUCCAGUAUGGAGUCAAAGUUGUGUUUCAGACAGUGCACUUGCUCUGGAAAUUGAUGUGGAUGAAGCCAGCAGCCUACAUCUUUCUCCAGAACCCUCCAGGCCUGCCUGCCAUCGCCGUCUGCUGGUUUGUGUGCUGCCUCUGCCGGAGCAAACUGGUCAUUGACUGGCACAACUACGGCUAUUCCAUCAUGGGCCUGGCACACGGCCCCCAGCACCCGCUUGUUCUUCUGGCUAAGGGGUAUGAGAGGUUCUUUGGGCGUCUGUCCCACCUGAACCUGUGUGUGACCAACGCCAUGCAGAAAGACCUGGCGGAGAACUGGGGCAUCAGGGCUCUGACUGUCUAUGACAAGCCAGCGUCUUUCUUUAAGGAGACGCCCCUUGACCUGCAGCAUAAACUCUUCAUGAAGCUGGGCCGCACAUACUGUCCUUUCCAAGCACGUUCUGAGCCUUCGGACCCAGCCACAGAGCUGUCUGCCUUCACCAAGAGGGAUGUGCGGAGUGGGCUGGUGACGCACCUUCCCGGGAGGCCGGCACUGCUGGUCAGCAGCACAAGCUGGACAGAGGAUGAGGACUUCUCCAUUCUGCUGACUGCGUUAGAAAAGUUUGAACAGCAGACUGUCAGAGGGGCCAGCCUUCCCUCCCUAGUGUGUGUGAUAACAGGCAAAGGGCCUCUGAAGGACUAUUAUGGCCACCUCAUCAGCCGCAAGUGCUUCCAGCACAUCCAGAUCUGUACCCCCUGGCUGGAGGCCGAGGACUAUCCCCUACUGCUAGGAUCAGCAGACCUGGGCGUCUGUCUACACACGUCAUCCAGCGGCUUGGACCUGCCCAUGAAGGUGGUGGACAUGUUCGGGUGCUGCCUGCCCGUGUGCGCUGUGACCUUCAAGUGUUUACACGAGCUCGUGCGGCACGGAGAAAAUGGCCUGGUGUUCAAGGAUGCGGAGGAACUGGCAACUCAGUUGCAGAUGCUUUUCUCCAAGUUUCCUGACUCCACUGGCAAACUGCAGCAGUUCCGCGAGAACCUGAGGGGCACAGAGCAGCUCCGGUGGGAUGAGAGCUGGCGGCAGACUGUGUUCCCCUUGGUGAUGGAAGGGUGACCCUGCUGGGCAGGGUUGCCCUGGACCUACCUGCCUGCCUGGGGCCUGGAGGCACCUGUCUUUGAGUGUCCCCCAUCGGCCAGAGGCCAGAAGGACGGCAGCAGACAGCCUCCGGCAUUGACCCAGGAGCUGCUCUGCUCGCCCAGAUCCCAGACCUGAGAUUGUGGGCUUGUGUCCUGCUGUGGGACCAGGAGCUGUGAGUGCAGAGUGCACAGGCGGGAACACAUUUGGUAAAUACAUGUUUGUUUACAC
Perognathus longimembris pacificus (Pacific pocket mouse) is the source of this 1771-nucleotide messenger RNA. RefSeq names its product ALG1 chitobiosyldiphosphodolichol beta-mannosyltransferase (gene Alg1). NCBI's taxonomy places the organism in Eukaryota, Metazoa, Chordata, Mammalia, Rodentia, Heteromyidae. Gene Ontology annotation, molecular function: mannosyltransferase activity. Bases 380 to 1519 code for a protein of 379 amino acids. The transcript is spliced from 13 exons. Gene Ontology annotation, cellular component: endoplasmic reticulum. The record is from RefSeq and is a predicted model, not a curated record.